Molecule: messenger RNA, 1122 nt
Organism: Alnus glutinosa
Lineage: Eukaryota; Viridiplantae; Streptophyta; Magnoliopsida; Fagales; Betulaceae
Product: G-type lectin S-receptor-like serine/threonine-protein kinase SD1-1
Exons: 5
Coding region: 29-1096 (355 amino acids)
Biological process (GO): protein phosphorylation
Molecular function (GO): protein serine/threonine kinase activity; ATP binding
Source: RefSeq, a predicted model, not a curated record
UGAAGCCCAUUUUGUUAUAUCAAAGAAAAUGGAGAACGACGUAAUCCUAGAUCAGAACACUGAAGGCCAAACAGAAGACCUGGAACUCCCCUUGUAUGACCUAUCUACAGUAACCGAUGCCACCAACAACUUUUCAGGCCACAACAAACUUGGUGAAGGUGGUUUUGGACCCGUAUUCCGGGGUACACUGAAAGAUGGGCGAGAAAUUGCUAUAAAAAGGCUUGCACGUAACUCUAGACAAGGAUUGAAUGAGUUUAAAAAUGAAGUUAUAUUGAUUGCCAAAUUGCAACAUCGAAAUCUUGUUAGGCUUUUGGGAUGCUGCAUUCAAGGAGAGGAGAAAAUGCUAAUCUAUGAAUACAUGCCCAAUGGAAGCAUGGACUUCUUCAUUUUUGAUCAAAAGAGAGCUAAAGUUUUAGGCUGGUCUAUGCGCUUCCACAUUAUCUGUGGAAUCGCUCGGGGGCUUCUUUAUCUCCAUGAAGAUUCCAGACUAAGGAUUAUACACAGAGAUCUCAAAGCAAGUAAUGUCUUACUUGAUAGUAAUAUGAAUCCAAAAAUUUCAGACUUCGGCAUGGCUAGAAUAUGUGGAGAAGAUCAGACAGAAGGAAACACAAACAGAGUGGUUGGAACUUAUGGAUAUAUGGCACCCGAAUAUGCCAUUCAUGGGUUAUUCUCAAUAAAAUCCGAUGUCUUUAGUUUUGGAAUAUUGUUGCUAGAGAUAUUAAGUGGAAAGAAGAGUCGAGGAUUCUUCGAUUCAAGCCAAAGUCUGAAUCUUAUCGGACACGCAUGGAAACUAUGGAGAGAAGGCAGGCCUUUAGAGCUGAUCGAUACGUGCCUAGGAGACGACUCAUGCCCUCAGCUCCCACAGAUUAUACGCUGUGUCCAUAUCAGUCUCUUAUGCGUGCAACAGCAUCCUGAGGAUAGGCCCAGCAUGUCUUCUGUGGUUACGAUGCUAAGCAGUGAGAGUACAUUACCUGAACCUAAAGAGCCUGGUUUCCAUGUUGGAAAUAAAUCACUUCCUGUGGAAUAUUCUUCAUCCAGCAAGCAGCAAUCAUCUUCAACAAACGAGAUAUCUAUUUCGCUGUUAGAGGCUCGAUGAAGGAUCAUUUUAUUAUAUGCAUUAUU